UUGGAGACCAUCAAUUCGGCAGUCGAGACCGUCGAAUUGACUAAUCUAGUUGCAGUUUGCAGUUGCCAACCGCAGCGCUCUGGUUGGCUGUUGAACAGCUUGCCACGAGGCAUGUCAUAAGGGUCUUCUACUUAAGCUCAUCCCAUCUGUUUGUUAUCAGCUCUUUUUUUUUCACGCCCACAUAUUUCUGUUGCUCGGAAUAUCGACUCAAUCAAUUCCCUCACCGCUUUAGAUAUCUUUCAAGCUUUCCCAUUUCAAUUGUUGAUCCAUAGCAAUCAUGGUGGCCGACGAUAAGCCCGCAUCGACCUUCAAGUACAACGAGAAGCCGGUCUACACCACUUCCAAUGGCUGCCCCGUUGAGAGUCCGGAGGCGUACCAACGAGUGGGCCAGAAUGGCCCUCUCUUGCUUCAGGAUUUCCACUUGAUUGAUCUGCUCGCCCAUUUCGAUCGUGAGCGCAUUCCGGAGCGAGUAGUCCAUGCAAAGGGUGCCGGAGCAUACGGAGAAUUCGAGGUUACGCACGAUAUUAGCGAUAUCACGUCCAUUGACAUGCUCCUCGACGUUGGCAAAAAGACUCCCUGCAUCGCUCGUUUCUCAACAGUCGGUGGCGAAAAGGGUUCCCCAGAUACUGCAAGAGACCCUCGAGGUUUCUCUGUCAAAUAUUACACUCAGGAGGGCAACUGGGACUGGGUCUUUAAUAACACGCCGGUCUUCUUCAUCCGCGAUCCUACCAAGUUCCCUCUCUUCAUCCACACCCAGAAGCGCAACCCACAAACCAACCUUAAGGAUGCCACAAUGUUCUGGGAUUAUCUCUCCACACACCAGGAGGCUACUCACCAAGUCAUGACCCUCUUCAGCGACCGUGGUACCCCAUUCUCCUACCGGCACAUGAAUGGAUAUUCUGGUCACACCCACAAGUGGACAAAGCCCGACGGAACCUUCAAUUACGUCCAAGUGCACGUGAAGACCGACCAGGGCAACAAGAACUUCACCAAUGCUGAAGCCGGCAAAAUGGCAUCAGAAAACCCAGAUCACAAUACCCAAGACCUGUUCGACUCCAUUCAGAAGGGCGAUUUCCCAAGCUGGACCUGCUACGUACAAGUUCUCUCUCCCGAGCAGGCUGAGAAAUUCCGCUGGAACAUCUUCGAUUUAACCAAGGUCUGGCCUCACAAGGAGGUCCCAUUACGACCAUUCGGCAAAAUGACACUCAACAAGAACGUGGAGAACUACUUCGCCGAGAUCGAACAGGUCGCAUUUUCUCCCAGUCACAUGGUUCCAGGUGUUGAGCCAUCUGCCGAUCCAGUCCUCCAAGGUCGUCUUUUCUCAUACCCCGAUACCCAACGUCACCGCCUCGGUGUCAACUACCAGCAAAUUCCCGUCAACGCUCCUCUCCAAGCAUUCAACCCAUAUCAGCGUGAUGGUGUAAUGGCCGUGAAUGGAAACUACGGAGCGAACCCCGGCUACCCAUCUUCAUACCGUGGCAUGACAUACAAACCCGUUAAGCCCACCAACGACCACGAGAAGUGGGCCGGCGCAGCAGUCUCCUACUUGUCAGAAGUCACUAGUGAAGAUUUCGUCCAAGCCAAGGGUCUCUGGGACGUUCUCGGUAAGCAAGAAGGUCAACAGGAUAACUUUGUCGGAAAUGUGGCUGGUCAUUUGUGUGCGGCGAAGGAGGAUACUCGCAAGCGGACUUAUGAGAUGUUUAGCAAGGUUGACAAAGAGCUUGGCGCCCGUAUUGCGCAAGAGACGGAGAAGCUGGCUCUUGCACCGAUAAGUCAAGCUGCUGGGUCUGCUCAGUCUCAUCUUUAGAUCAGGAGAUGAUUGUAUAAUUAUGUUUUGUGGAUUCGUACUUAAGCGGCAUGUGCGGAGAGAAUAGGGGAUGAAGCAGCCUUAUAAUAGUGGUUUAGUUAGCGGUGGAAAUGACAUACCC
Molecule: messenger RNA, 1928 nt
Organism: Hyaloscypha bicolor E
Lineage: Eukaryota; Fungi; Ascomycota; Leotiomycetes; Helotiales; Hyaloscyphaceae
Product: putative catalase
Exons: 2
Coding region: 278-1807 (509 amino acids)
Biological process (GO): hydrogen peroxide catabolic process; response to hydrogen peroxide
Cellular component (GO): peroxisome; mitochondrion; cytoplasm
Molecular function (GO): catalase activity; heme binding
Source: RefSeq, a predicted model, not a curated record